Heteronotia binoei (common prickly gecko) is the source of this 4281-nucleotide messenger RNA. RefSeq names its product SH3 and cysteine rich domain (gene STAC). Gene Ontology annotation, molecular function: transmembrane transporter binding. NCBI's taxonomy places the organism in Eukaryota, Metazoa, Chordata, Lepidosauria, Squamata, Gekkonidae. Bases 16 to 1233 code for a protein of 405 amino acids. The record is from RefSeq and is a predicted model, not a curated record. Gene Ontology annotation, cellular component: extrinsic component of cytoplasmic side of plasma membrane. Gene Ontology annotation, biological process: skeletal muscle contraction; positive regulation of voltage-gated calcium channel activity; positive regulation of protein localization to plasma membrane. The transcript is spliced from 11 exons.
GUCCCUCCUGCCAACAUGAUUCCUCCCAGCAACGCGGUGGUUGAAGUCAACGUGGAGAAGGAAAAUGACAGGGAGAACCCCGAUCAGCCCCCCUCGCCUGCCUCCACCACCAGCCAGGAAUCCAAGCUCCAGAAACUGAAACGAUCGCUGUCUUUCAAGACCAAAAGUUUGCGGAGUAAAAGUGCAGACAAUUUUUUCCAACGGACAAACAGCGACAUGAAGUUGCAAGUUGAUUUGUUGUCAGAGAUCAGCCCCAGAACCGGUCACCUCCCAACCCCAGAAAGUCAGUCAUCUACUCCAACCAAGAUCCAUAACCAACAGGAAAGCAACAAGGCUCACAUUUUCCAGGAACACAUCUUCAAAAAACCCACUUUCUGCGAUAUCUGCAAUCACAUGAUUGUCGGGACGAAUGCCAAACAUGGACUGCGUUGCAAGGCCUGUAAGCUGAGCAUUCACCACAAAUGCGCAGAGAGCACUGGACAACAACGCUGUAUGGGCAAACUGCCAAAGGGUUUUCGGCGUUACUACAGCUCUCCACUACUCAUCCAUGAGCAGUUUGGCUGCAUCAAAGAAGUCAUGCCUAUUGCUUGUGGCAAUAAGGUCGACCCUGUCUAUGAAACACUUCGCUUUGGAACUUCCUUGGCCCAGAAAACCAAGAAAGGCAGUUCUGGGAGUAGUUCUGAUUCACCAAAGAGGAAUUCUACAUCAGACUUGGCAGAGGUCCCCGAGGAAGGGGAUAGUCUGGGAAGCAUGUGUGAUGUAAACAGAAAACGCAGUAACAGUGUAUUUACAUACUCAGUAAACGGUACAACGGAUUUCAGAGAUGAACCGAAGAACAUAAACUCCCUUGUGCAGGGAUCUCUUAGUAAAGACACAAUGCAGACGAAUGCCUAUGUUGCCUUGUACAAAUUUGUACCACAAGAAAAUGAAGAUUUGGAAAUGAGGCCAGGAGAUAGGAUCACACUUCUGGAGGACUCAAAUGAAGACUGGUGGAAGGGCAAAAUAGAAGACCGGGUUGGCUUUUUUCCUGCUAAUUUUGUACAAAGAGUACAGCAAGACGAAAAGGUCUACAGGUGUAUCCGAAUGUUUAUUGGAUGCAAAGAGCAGGGACAGAUGACCUUGAAAGAAAACCAAAUCUGUGUGACUUCAGAGCAGGAACGUGAUGGCUUUAUCAAAGUGUGCAGUGGAAAGAAAAAAGGCUUUGUUCCCCUUGACGUCUUAGAAAACAUCUGAUGGUUACCAGUUCAACCACUGCGGUUGUGAUGCUUUGCCGGCAAGGCCUACCUGCCUCCUCUUGCACUGUGUUGACCCAUUGAGCCGUCUUGGAGACAACCAGGGAAAUCAUUAGGCAAUGAUCCAUUGAUAUCAGACAUUUAAGCUGCUGUUGUGUCAGAAGAGGGUAAUUGAGAGAUGAGAAACUGGUCCCUGGGGUAAGGAGCCAAAAGAAUGGUGUGUCAAGUUUUAGGGGAGGGUCACUUUGCUUUAAAAAAAAUUCAACUGGAUGAUUUUUCCAAGCAAAGCUGCUUACUGUUACCCUGCUGGACACAGACAACUAAUGUGAACCAUGCAAUUCCACACCCUGUUCCUGUGUCUUAAGAAAACCAUGUGAGGGUUUUGUUUUGUUUUUCUCAUUUGAAGUGUGACAGGAUGGGGAAAGGUUCUGACUUCUUCUGUGUACUCCAGUUUGAUGCUUAAAAUUUAUUGUGUGAGUCUGGUCCUAAAAUGUUGUCGAUGGUAGUAGCAAACAAGCAUUAUGUUCAGUUCUGUGAGUUGCACAGCCAUCAGUCCGAGGAAACUUGCCACGGCCUGGACUACUUUCUCUGUAGAUUCUGAUAUACAGUACUGUGGCAAGCUUGUACAUCCCUUGAUUUUACCAAUAUAUGAGGCAACUAUUUCAGCACACUUGGAUGUCAAUGCUAUUAAAACAGCAGAUGAACUGGGGUUUUGUCUGUGCAAUCUAAGUCAGGAAUUGCCGGAUCUAGAUGAAAAGAAAAAUACAGAGAGAGCUAGGAACUGAAUUGUAAUGCUAGAGAAGUUUUCUAUUUUUCUGGUACGACUAUUUGAGUAGAUUUUAUAUAAAUAUACAUAUAUGUAUAUAGCAUGAUCCUGUUUAUAUGGGUAAUGAAUUCCCUUUCACAAUGAAAAAGCAAAUUAUAGAAAGGAAGAAAAAUAUAUUGACUGAACAUAUUUAUGAAUAAAUGCAACAUCUUAAAAAGCUAGGGGGUUUGGUGAUCCCAUCAGACCACUAUCCGCCAUGGAGUUAGGGACAUUAAAGCCCAAGUUGACCACAGAGGGGUAGAAUUGAUGGCACUAAAGCCAAAGUGUCAUAUACUAUUUCAGAUUUCUGUGUUAACCCACAAGGCAACUUGAUUCAGGGCUCUGUCCCUCUGCCUUCAUCAAGAGGCCAAUGGAUUGUUGAUGAGUCUCUGUUCAGCAUCUGUUGGCCUCAUUGGAACACUACUGACUAGCGAUAUAAACUGCAAAAAGGAACCCUACUGUUGCCAGAUUUUAAGAGCUCUGACUCCCUUCUCUUUUGUUAACCAAACUGCAGUCUUUAAAUUUGUUUCUAAAAACCACACAUUACUUAUGGGGGGGGGGGGGAGAAUUAAUAUAAGGAGAAUGGGGAUGCUGUGGUUGAGGGCAGCCAGAGAGACCACACACAGAGGUUGUGCUCCAACUUGGCAUCCAAAUGAGAGCAGGUUUGGAGCAUCCACACAACGUGGUCCCCUAGUCCUCUACCGCCCAGGUUUUCCCUUGCUUUGAUUGGCUGUUUUCUCAAACCAGCCCAGGUUCCCCGUUGCUUUGAUUGGCUGUUUUCUCAAAUCUAGCUUGAUCCAGUCUUUUGAGAAAGGCUGCAGUGUUUGCAAAGAGGAAGAUGGCAUUUAUGCAAGUCCUGCCCACACUGGCACUCUUUCUUUUUCUCAACCUCUUCGAGCCAGCACUCCUCCUACCAGCAUUACCAGAAGGCUUUUUGCAAACUUACCUUUUUGAAAUAGGUAAUUGUUAUGUCACUACUAGAUUCUGCAAUUACCAUUUUUAAAUACUCCCCCAAAGCCCUCUGAUUACAUGGAAGGGCAAGGAUGGCCAUGGGAGGCUGAGUCAAAUAAAUUGUGGGGAAAGUGGCCAUGCGGACACUCUGAUGCUGCAAGUGGCUCUGCAUUCACAGUGGCCAUGAGAGGUACCUGGGCAUUCAUCACUGUGUGGAAACAGCCAAGGUUCUCUUUCGUAUUAAUACGAAAUAAUAACCUUUGUUUCAACAUACAACCUCUCCCUUGAAAAGUGCAUGGGGCCCAUUGAGCUCAAUGAUUCCUUAGCAUUCUGUGGAAUAAAGUCAGCAGCUUCCUUGGAUCCCCUUGUUCUGAGAAAUGCAUUCCAGUCCCCACAGUGCUGCACUUCAAUCCUCACACCUUGCCUUGUGCGCCAAUCUGCUGCUGCAUCCCGGUUUGCACUGGCUACCUGAGAUGGUGCAGAUAGGAUGUUCCAAGUCCAUGUUUUGCCUUUAGCAAAAGGGCUGCUGUGUCUAACUUGGACUCAGUUUUUGGAUUUCAGACCUGCAUCCCACAUCUGCAGUUCCAUUUGCCUGCAUGGAAAUCCUGAGUGCAUGCAUGCCUUGUUAGAACCAAGGGGCCUUAGGGGUGCCCAGAGCUGUUGAUUCUGAAGGAUUUUGCCUCUCUCCAGUUACUACAUGGAUAGCUGUAGCAACUAUUCCAUCCAUUUUCUAGCACUCGUACAUGUAAAUAAAACCACCCUUUCAAAAAAAAAAGUUUCAUAUCUGGGGUGGUAGGCAUGCUGGAAUUCUUUAUUAUAUGGCCUUUUUUAAUACAAACCAAAAUUAAACCACCAGUUUUGCAAUUCAGUUCAUUUUGCAAAGAGAAACCAGAGGAGUCAGAAAUGAAGAUCCUUCAUAGCAAAGAAGAAGAGCAGAGAUCUUAUCGACCCAUCCUGCUUUAUAACUUUGCUUUAUUUGAAAUUCACUGGCCUGGCAGAAAAAAAUGAUCCUGAAAUGUCUGUUGAAGAUCAAAUUCAGUGCUUGGUUAGUUUCUCUUGUUCAGCAAAGACUAGCUAAAAACUAUACAUCCAUCCAUAUGUGCUACUGUUUACUUGAAUGCAACAUAACUGUGAUUCUGUCCUAUUUCAACUGCUUCUAUUGUUUUGAUUUCUCCUUCAAUCCUGUCUCAUAGGACAAAGCUGAAUUAUUAGUUUCAAUUCACAAUGGCCUUUAAUCAAUGUCUUAUUUCUUUUGAUACUAAGCAAUAAAACAAUAAAGUGAUUUUUAAGAGA